Cloeon dipterum is the source of this 891-nucleotide messenger RNA. RefSeq lists its product as uncharacterized. The transcript is spliced from 6 exons. Lineage: Eukaryota; Metazoa; Arthropoda; Insecta; Ephemeroptera; Baetidae. The record is from RefSeq and is a predicted model, not a curated record. Bases 1 to 891 code for a protein of 296 amino acids.
AUGCUCAGCGGACAAGGAAAUUCAGGUCACGAUUCCAGUCCUAGCCCCCUUGAUGUGACAGUUGUUCCAACUGAGGUCAUAACUGACCUUAAAACUGACGUCACGACCAAAGCGACCGAAACGGUGCAAGAUGGCACCGAAUCGCCGACUCCUCUGACCGAUGGGAACUCUCUAUCCACGCAGGUUGUCCAAGACACGACAACUGCAAUCGAUGCGAUUUCUUCAAAAGCUGAAGCUACUUCAGCAUCUUCAACAGCAACGCCCACGACGACAAAAACCACGCCUAGGACUACAACAACCACACCCUCAACGACGACGACAACAACAACAACAACCACAACCACAGGCCUGGUGCACAGAAAGUGCGACGACGCCCUGCCCUUCAUCUGCCAGUAUUCCGUCGACUGCCCAAAGCUCUGCAUCAAAGACGACUCCUUAUUCGACUCCUCAGGAAAUUUGAAAGAGAAAAAAUCCUACGGAAUUUGGUUUGACAUCGGCACCUACACCUAUCUCUUGGGAAACAAGCCAAUGGCGUGGUUGGACAGCUACCGCCAGUGUUGCGCUUUGGGAAUGGAGACGCUCAACAUCGACAACGCAGCUGAGCAAUUGGGCCUUACUGCCCUGGCCAGCACAAAUAAAGCCAACUGGACUGCGAAUUUCAAUUACUGGACCAGUGGCACGUGGAAAGGGGCGCCUGUGAAGCAGUGGUCGUGGUGCGAUCCCAAUGGACCUAAAGUUUUCGCAAAGGGUCUUGUUUGGGAAUCCUAUCAGCCCGACAAUAAAGGAGGAAACGAGAGCUGCGUGCAUUUCCGCUUUACUUUGAAUAGAACGGGCACCAUCUUGACGGACCGCAAUUGUGCAAACAAAUAUAUAUUCGCUUGCAAGGUAUAG